AUGCUUCUCGCGAUGUACACAUCCUUUGCGCAAAAAAUGAACUGGAAAUGCAAGCUCAUUUCGAAACUCGACGAUGGCGACAGCUGCCACAGCAGCAUUCUCAAGCUCGAGGGGGACGAUCUAGCGUCCUAUCUCUCCCUGGAGAGCGGCGUUCAUCGCUUAGUCCGCAUCUCUCCCUUCGACAAAAACCAGCGUCGACACACUUCCUUUGCCUCCGUCUCCGUGUCUCCCGUUCCGGAAGCGGCUUCCUCUCUCCGCAUUCUCCCCACCGAGCUGCAGAUCGAUCGGUUUCGAUCCUCUGGGCCUGGCGGCCAGCAUGUAAACAAGACGGAGAGCGCAGUGCGCGUGACGCAUCUCCCUUCUGGGAUCGUGGCGGAAUGCCAAGCGGAGCGAAAUCAGCAUCAGAACUUGGAGAUCGCGAUGGAAAUGGUGAAGUCGAAGUUGCUGCUGCGAGAAGCGGAGAAAGAAGCGGAGAAGAAGCAAGAGGAUCAUGCUCGGAAGGAUGUGAAUGCGUGGAGCAGUCAGAUUCGAUCGUAUGUGCUGCAUCCCUAUAAAAUGGUGAAGGACCAUCGGUUUGGAGUGGAGGAGGGAGAUGUGGAGAAGAUAUUGGGUGGAGAUUUGAAGGGUUUUGUUGAGGAAAUUGCGAGAAGGAAGAUGUAUUCCGAUUUUGGGCUUUGCGUUGUUUGUUGGAUUGAGAAUAUUAUGAGGUGUGAUGUUAGCUAUUUCUAUCAAUGA
Blastocystis hominis is the source of this 735-nucleotide messenger RNA. RefSeq lists its product as hypothetical. Gene Ontology annotation, biological process: translational termination. Bases 1 to 735 code for a protein of 244 amino acids. The record is from RefSeq and is a predicted model, not a curated record. The transcript has 3 exons. Gene Ontology annotation, molecular function: translation release factor activity. NCBI's taxonomy places the organism in Eukaryota, Bigyra, Opalinata, Blastocystidae.